Acanthosepion pharaonis is the source of this 753-nucleotide messenger RNA. NCBI's taxonomy places the organism in Eukaryota, Metazoa, Mollusca, Cephalopoda, Sepiida, Sepiidae. The record is from the annotation of a GenBank genome assembly.
AUGAAAAUAUUUUCCUUCCUUUUUUUUCUUUAUUCCAAUUUUCUCUCGUUCUACCAUCUUUCUUUUUUCUUUCCUUCUUUCUUCCUUUUUUCUUUCCUUCUUUCUUUUUUCCUUUCUUUCUUUCUUAUCCAAUUCCAGAUUUUAUUAUUUUUGUUUGUUUCUUUUUUCUCAAUUCCAUAUUUCUUUAAUAUUUUCUCUCUUUCUCAAUUUCAUAUUCUUUCUUUCUUUCUUUCUUUCUUUCUUUCUUUCACAAGUCCCUACUUUUUUGUUACUUAUCUUCUUUUUUCUAUUUGUUUUUUCUAUUUCAAUUCCCUAUGUCUUUCUUUCUUAAUUCCCAAAUUUUUCUUUUCAUCUUUUUCUCUUUUUCUUUUUCAAUUUCAUAUUUCUUUCUUUCCUUCCUUCUUUCUUAAGACAAAAUUUCUUUCUUUUUCUUUCUUUCUCAAUUACACACACACAGAUUUUUCCUUUCUUUCUUCCUUUCUUUCUUCCUUUCUUUCUUCCUUUCUUUCUUUCUUAAUUCUUUAUUCCUUUCUUUCCUUCUUUCUUUCUUUCUUUCUUUCUUUCUUUCUUUCUUUCUUUCUGUCCCCCUUCUAUAUUUCUUUCUUUCUUUUUAUAAUUCUUUUUUCGAGACUCACCCAGAAUCUUUCAUUCUCUUUAUUUCUCAUUCUCUCGCAAUUUUCUUUUUGUUCAAGAUUAAACAAAGCAAAAAUAAAAGUUCAAACCGCCAUCUUUCCCUUCCAGUCGCCAUUUUAG